Molecule: messenger RNA, 2388 nt
Organism: Cydia amplana
Lineage: Eukaryota; Metazoa; Arthropoda; Insecta; Lepidoptera; Tortricidae
Exons: 5
Coding region: 1-2388 (795 amino acids)
Biological process (GO): base-excision repair, AP site formation; base-excision repair; nucleotide-excision repair
Cellular component (GO): nucleus
Molecular function (GO): DNA binding; DNA-(apurinic or apyrimidinic site) endonuclease activity; 4 iron, 4 sulfur cluster binding
Source: RefSeq, a predicted model, not a curated record
AUGCCACGUGGAAGAGCGACCGCUGCAACCAAGAAAACUGCAACUGCACAAAGUAAUGUAAAGAAAAAUAAAUCUCAACACAAGGAUGAAGCCAAUUCACAAAUAAAAUUGCAAGAUCAGGAAAUAGAGCCAGAGGAAGACAUAAGCUACGCUCAAAAUAAAAGUCCCAGUCUAGAUUUAAGCAAAUUCAAAUAUGAAAAGAAACCUCACAUCAAAAUUGAAUAUGAAAACGAAUCUCCAGUCAAACAGGAAGCCAAAGGCCUUUGGGAACCACCUCACUGGCAGGACUUUCUCCUCAACCUGAGAAACAUGAGGGCCAAUAAAGAUGCCCCCGUGGAUACUAUGGGUUGCCACAUGUCUUCUGAUCCUACAGCACCACCUGAAGUGAUCAGAUACCAGCAUCUCAUUUCCUUGAUACUAUCAAGCCAAACAAAGGACGAGGUUACAUUUGCGGCCAUGGAGCGACUUCGAGAGAGAGGGCUCACCAUAGACAAUGUGCUGAGCAUGAGCAAUGAUGAACUGGGGAAGCUGAUAUACCCUGUGGGAUUUUGGAAGACUAAAGUGAGGUACAUAAAGAAGACAACACAAACCUUGAAAGAGCAGUACAACGGAGACAUACCCGACUCGGUAGAGGAACUUUGCAAGCUGACUGGAGUUGGCCCCAAGAUAGCACAUAUUUGUAUGAGUGUUGCUUGGAACAAGGUCACUGGCAUAGGUGUUGACACCCAUGUGCACAGGAUUAGUAACAGGAUAGGUUGGGUGAAGAAGCCAACAGCCACUCCGGAAGACACCCGCAAGGCCCUGGAGGACUGGCUGCCUUUUGAGCACUGGGGUGAGGUCAACCACCUACUUGUAGGCUUCGGACAAACUAUCUGCCUACCCAUUGGCCCAAACUGCGAGGAGUGCUUAAACAAUGACAUCUGCCCUUCUAGAGGCAUAAAGUCACCUAAGAAAACAACUCCCAUGAAAGUUAAAGAAGAAAUUGACCCACUAGAUGUUAAGAUAGAAAAAGCUGUGAAAAAAGAUUUGAAAAACUUGAAACUUGAUGGAGAUGGGGUAACAUUGAAUGUUCCAAAUGCAAAAGUUCCAAAAGUGAGAAAAAUAAGUCCCAAAAAAGAAAUUGUAAAAAAUGAAGACAGCAAUCAAGAAGUCAAUUUAAAAAUUCCUGUCGAUUGUCAAUCAAGUGCUGAUACAAAGGUACAAAGGAAAAGGAAAGUUACUCCUAAAAAUGCUGUGAAAGAGGGAGUAAUAGAAGAUAGUGCUGAAAAUUUAGCAGCUGUAUCAAAUUCAGAAAAUUUGCAGCAAAGAAAAAGAAAGGUUACACCUAAAAAAGCUAAAGAGCCAGCUGAAAAAGCUGUGAAAAAAGAUUUGAAAAACUUGAAACUUGAUGUAGAUGGGGUAACAUUGAAUGUUCCAAAUGCAAAAGUUCCAAAAGUGAGAAAAAUAAAUCCCAAAAAAGAAAUUGUAAAAAAUGAAGACAGCAAUCAAGAAGUCAAUUUAAAAAUUCCUGUCGAUUGUCAAUCAAGUGCUGAUACAAAGGUACAAAGAAAAAGGAAAGUUACUCCUAAAAAGGAUGUGAAAGAGGGAGUAAUAGAAGAUAGUGCUGAAAAUUUAGCAGCUGUAUCAAAUUCAGAAAAUUUGCAGCAAAGAAAAAGAAAGGUUACACCUAAAAAAGCUAAAGAGCCAGCUGAAAAAGCUGUGAAAAAAGAUUUGAAAAACUUGAAACUUGAUGUAGAUGGGGUAACAUUGAAUGUUCCAAAUGCAAAAGUUCCAAAAGUGAGAAAAAUAAAUCCCAAAAAAGAAAUUGUAAAAAAAGAAGACAGCAAUCAAGAAGUCAAUUUAAAAAUUCCUGUCGAUUGUCAAUCAAGUGCUGAUACAAAGGUACAAAGGAAAAGGAAAGUUACUCCUAAAAAGGCUGUGAAAGAGGGAGUAAUAGAAGAUAAUGCUGAAAAUUUAGCAGCUGUAUCAAAUUCAGAAAAUUUGCAGCAAAGAAAAAGAAAGGUUACACCUAAAAAAGCUAAAGAGCCAGCUGAUGUUAGCUCUAUUGAAGAAUGCUUAACAGUACUUAAUAUCUGUGAUAAAAAAGAACCAAGAAAAAGAAAAGUUACACACAUAAAAGAAAGUAAACAAUCUGAUAAAAGUAUAAGUACAAAUAAUCUUGACAGUAAGGCCCCACAAAAAAGAAAGAUUACUCCCAAAAAAGCACAAUUACAACCAAAUCAAGAUGAUGAUGAUUUUGUGCAGCCAGAUUUACUUGAAGUUAAAAGUAAUGUGCAGAAGUCAGCUAAAGCAAAAAAAUCACCAGUCAUACGUAAAUCACCAAGGGUUCAAAGUAACACAGAUGACAUCAAACCUGCCAGUAAUAAAACUCGUAGAAAGAAAAAUUAG